This is a messenger RNA of Tarenaya hassleriana, 921 nucleotides long. RefSeq names its product protein DCL, chloroplastic-like. The record is from RefSeq and is a predicted model, not a curated record. Gene Ontology annotation, cellular component: chloroplast. The transcript has 3 exons. NCBI's taxonomy places the organism in Eukaryota, Viridiplantae, Streptophyta, Magnoliopsida, Brassicales, Cleomaceae. Gene Ontology annotation, biological process: chloroplast rRNA processing; chloroplast organization. Bases 62 to 673 code for a protein of 203 amino acids.
CGGCGCUUGACUCUUCUCACCGAUCGCUUUCUCGGUCAUAACCGCCAUUGACGGCUCGAGAAUGAGCUCUCUUCACUUCCUCAGACCCCUCCCGCUCCUCCGCAACGGCCUUCUCAGCCACCCUUUCCACCGCCGUGUCUCCGCCUGUGGAAUCUUCUCUCACUGUAGGCGUCUCUGGUGCUCGCUCGCCGAGCAACCGCCGCGGCCGGAUGCGGGAGAUGAUUCGGCGCCGGAGAAAAUCUCCGCCCCGGUGACCGAUACGGCGUCUCUUGGUUACGCUCGUUUUGAGGAUCCAUUCUAUCGGAAGUGGAAGGACGUGGAGGCGGAGAUUCUUCGGGAUAUUGACCCAAUAACGUUUCUCGUCAAAGAAAUUCUUCACUCUGAAAGGUAUGAAGAUGGAGAACGCUUAACAUAUGACAACGAGAAUUUCGUGGUGGAAAAGCUUCUUGCGUUUCACCCCCACUCCGAAGAUAAAAUCGGCUGUGGCCUCGAUUUUAUAAUGGUUGAUCGGCAUCCUCAGUUCAGACACUCGAGGUGCCUCUUCGUUGUCAGAACCGAUGGUGGGUGGAUCGAUUUCUCUUACCAGAAGUGUCUCCGAGCUUACGUACGAGAUAAGUACCCUUCUCACGCUGAAAGAUUUAUCAGAGAACAUCUGAAACGCCGUAGUAACUAAACAAAACGACUGAUGAGUUCCUCUGCUGCUACUACUAGUUGCCAUUAUAGAUUCUGUUUUUGCAAUGUCAUUACAUCAGUGAAGUUCACUGAGACAACUUUUUUUUUUUUGCUGCCUCUUGUGAUUGAGAUGUUAGAUUUUGAACUGUAUAACUACUUAGAUGCGCGAGUGAUUAUGUUGUUUCGAUCAUACCGCUGACAGAUUUUAAAUCAAUGGGACAAUGGAAAAGGCUCUUCAGGUUUUGGUGA